CUCCUGCACUGUCGUGUCCUGGGGAUCAUAAUUAGCUAAAUAGAGUGAGCAACAGCGCGAGGAGGACAACAAUGCACCUGACUUUAUUUUCGGGGGUCAGUAACGGAGGAAGAGAACGGAUGCAUGUUGUUCAGACUGGGACAUGGGACUAAUACUCCCUCGUGCACAGAUAGAAGAGGCAAACCUGGAGUUUAUCGUUCCGUAUCUGAACUGGAGUUUACCGUUCCGUAUCUGAACUGGAGUUUACCGUUCCGUAUCUGAACUGGAGUUUACCGUUCCGUAUCUGAACUGGAGUUUACCGUUCCGUAUCUGAACUGGAGUUUACCGUUCCGUAUCUGAACUGGAGUUUACCGUUCCGUAUCUAUGGAUUACGUCUGAUACGCAGCUUCUUCCUGUGAGGCAGAGGGGUGUGGUGGGAAUCAACCGACUAGAGGAGAAUGUGUAUGUGAGAGAGCAGCAUGCAGUCGGCUCCAGCAGGUUUGUGGGACCCCCAUGGACCCCAGUCUAAAGAUGUCUCCUCUCUCCCCGUACACACACCCUCCGCCUCUCGCCUCUCCCAUGUGAUCGCUGCUCCACCGACUAAGAGAAUCACCUUCUACAAGAGCGGCGACGCUAAGUUUGCGGGAGUGAGGAUGGCCGUCCACAAACGCAGCUUCAAAUGCUUUGACGCACUACUGGACGACCUGUCGCAGAAGGUGCCCCUGCCGUUUGGAGUACGUACAGUCACCACCCCCAGAGGAAUCCACAGUAUUAAACAUCUAGAGCAGCUGGAGGACGGUGGGUGCUACCUCUGCUCUGACAGACGGCAGGCUAAACCAAUCAACAUGGAGCUGGCUGGCAAACGUCCCGCCCUCUGGCACCACAACAGUCGAAGAGUGCCACAGCGACCAGCAGAAGACCCUCCUCCUCCCAGUGCUCCAAGCCACACCCCAACACGGCAGCGACGCAUCCUAUUGGUCAGGAACAGCGACCCUGCAGUGAGGAGGAGUGUGAUUCUGAGUCGCCGCUCGGCCCGGAGCUUCCGAGUGUUUCUGGACGGCAUCUCGGAAAUUAUGCAGUGUCACGUCAGGAAAUUAUACACGCUAGAGGGACGCAAGAUUGACAGUGCACAGAGCCUGAUGACGUGUCCAGGUGUGUUGGUGUGUGUAGGUCGAGAGCCCUUCAGACCUCUACUCCUGAACUAUGUAGCCAAGCACUCUGAGGAGAAACUACCUGGACUGGGGACGCGGUCACCUGGCAGUGGGGCCCGGUCUCCGGGUACUGGGGCCCGGUCACCUCGUAAUGGUCAGGGAGCUCGGUCACGGUCUAGUGUCUGCAGCGAAGGACACGGCAGCAAGAAGAACGUGAACUUUGGUCUGGAGACUAAGAAGACCAUCAUCCAUCCUCUCUCAGACUCUUCCAACCGCUCCACCCGUUUCUCUCUGUCCUCUGACAAGUCCUACCCUAAUGGCCUCAGCAGCCAAGGUGGCAAGGAGGCGGUGCUUAACGAUGACAGAGAACGGGUACUGGUGAACAAAGACGGCAGCCUGUCUGUAGAGAUGAGGGUGCGGUUUCGUCUCCAUAACGACGAGAGGCUCCAGUGGUCCACGGAGAUUAAGAAGUCUCCCUCUGACUCUCUGACCAAUGACUGCUGUCCCCUCAGGGAAGCCCCGCCCUGCUUCCUACAGCAAGGCCAAUCAGAAAGCUGCUCAGACCCUGACUCCGCCUCCUGUGUUGUUGAAGCUGCCGACUACACCCCCAAGCCUCCACAGCGCACCCUGGAGGAGCCACAGUCACAUUUUGCCUGCUGCUUCCAGAGACAGGAGUAUGACCUUUGGGAGAACCCCGCCCACAUCCAGACUUCUAAGCACUCACACUCCAGGGUUAGGCACACCCACUCCUCAAGCUCCUCCUCCUCCUGCCGCUCCAGCAAGUUGGUGAGGAGGCGUGCGACCCACAGGGAGUGCUCAGAGCUCGGAAGGGUUGUCCAUGGAAUGGUGGAGGUGUGUACAGUCAGCAGCAGCUGCAGCCACAGCGAGCUUAACCUGGGUGCCACAGACAACCAGGGGGAGGAGCGUCCUCUGUCUAGCUCCUCCCAUGUGCUCCAAGCACUUCAGGAUGAUGUGGAUGACCUCCCUCCCAGCGUCUCACGCUGCUGCCAUAGCAACGACCCCCCACAAGCCCUCCCCUUGACCCCACAGCCUCCCAGCCCUAUGUCUACUUCCUCCAGGAGCAGAAAACACACCCCUGCCCUACAGGGAGAGGAGAGGGGGAGCAAAACCUCCUCCCGGCGUUCUAGUAACUCGUGCUCCUGCUGCAGAGGAGAAGUCACCCCUAAGGCCGACGAGGAGAGAGUGGACAGCUCGUUGUCGAAGGCCAGCCAAGCUUCCCACAGAUCCAGAUCUCCCUCCAAUAGAAUCAGGAUCUCUGUGGCUCCAGAGGAGGGCGAUGAUGAAGCUGAGCAGGGUGGAAAGAGGGCAGUCAGCAUCUCCGGUGGCUCAGGGGGGUCCAUUGGGUCAGUGGGGUCUAUAGGCUCCAGUGUAUGUUCUCACUGUGGGGGGUGUGACCAAGGUUACGACCCCGUGUCCUGCCACUCACAGAAGUCACAUAGAUCAAAGCGAUCUCAAGAAGAAGAGGAGGAAGAGGAGGAGGAGUCAGGGAGAGGACUCUCAGGUGGCUCAGACGAGUGUGGAUUUUCUCAGAGGACCAACAAGUCCAACUGUACCCACUUCUACCAAGAGGGCCGAGCAGCCAGCAUGAUGUCACACAUGUCUCUGCCCAAGGAGGGAGAAGAUACAGGGACGGAGGGAGAGGAUACAGGGAAGGAGGGAGAGGUAGAGGUUGGAGAGAAAAUAGAGGAAGUGGAGAAAGACGAGAGAGCAGCCAGUGUCCUCUCAGCCAAAUCCUUCUCUUCAGUCAAGGGCAGGACCUCCAGAACCUCCCAGAAGUCUAAGGCCUCAGAAUCCCUUGCAGACAUGGAGGAACAAAUGGAAGAACCGAUGGAGGGAGAAGAGAAAGAGGGAGAGGUAGAAGAUGGAGGAGAGCAGAGAGUAGCAAGCAUUAUGUCAGUUAAAUCUAAUCUCUCAGCCAAGUCCAGCAGAUCUCAUACAUCUACCUGUAGCAAAGCAGAUGGGUCCACCAAAGCUUCAGAGAGGGCAUCGUCUCCCAGAUCAGAACCAGACGUCGCUGAGGAUACAGGAGCAGCAGAGUCAGAGGAGAGAGGAGCCAGUGUCAUGUCAGCUAAAACUAACACUUCAGCAAAUUCCAGCAGAUCCCAUAAAUCUACCAAAAGUCCUAAUGCUGGGGCUGCUUCUGCCAGCUCUGAAACACCUGACGUCACUGCUAUUGAGACAACAGGUGAAGGUGAAGAGGAAGAAGUGGGAGAGAAAACAGAGGAGAGGUUAGAGAGCUCCAUGUCUGUUAGAUCUAACCUCUCAGCAAAGUCUCGUAGGUCCUGUAAGUCUACAGGCAAAGCAGAACAGGUCCUUUCCGCCAACUCACCAGAGGUACCAGCUACUGAACCUGAACCUACUGGAGAGGAUGAGGGAGAGGAGAGAGCAACGAUCUCCACGUCUGUUAAAUCUAACCUCUCAGCCAAGUCCAGCAGGUCUCAUAAGUCAACCUGCAGUAGGAGUAUUAGAGUUGUUUCUCCAAAACCAGCAGCGAGUGAAACUCUAGUCAACGAUCCAGCAGACGCGGAUGCAGUGGGUGCAUUGUCAGCUAAAACCAAUGCUUCAGCAAAGUCCCGUAGGUCUUGUAAGUCUACAGGAGAUGAUGAGAGAGGGGAGAGAGAAGCUAGAGCCACGUCAGCUAAAACGAGGGCUUCUAUCAAGUUCAGCAGGACCCACAAGUCUGCCUGUAAAGCUGCCUCUACAAAGCCAGCCGCAUGUGAAACUCCUGUCAACGAUCCAGAGGAGAAAACAGAGGAAGAGAAGACAGCGAGUGCAUUGUCAGCUAAAACCAGUGCUUCUGUCAGAUCUAGCAGUUCUCACAAGUCUACCUGUAGUAGGAGUGUUAGGGCUGAGACACCGGUUGCUAAAGACAUCCCUGCUAUUGAAACAACAGAGGGAGAUGAGAAUGGAUCUGCUGCUGCCGGAGAAACAGAGGAGAGACCAUCGAGCGCCAUUUGGGAUAACAAUAAUGCCUCAGUGAAAUCUAGCAUAUCUCACAAGUCUACCUGCAGCAAAGCAGAACGGGCCCCUUCCUCCAACUCACCAGAGGUGCCAGCGACUGAGCCUGAACCUACUGGAGAUGAUGAGGGAGAGAAGAGAGCAGCAAGUGCCACGUCAAAGUCCAGCAGGUCCCUCAAGUCUACCUGCAGUAGGAAUGUCUGGGCUGAGACUCCGGGGACUAAAGACAUCCCUGUUAUUACGACGACAGGGGGAGAGGAGAUGGUUGACGAUACAACUGCUGCUGGAGACACAGAGGAGAGACCGCCGAGCGCCAUCUCAGCUAAAACCAGUGCUUCAGUCAAGUCCAGCAGGUCUCAUAAAUCUACCUGCAGCAGGAAGGCUGAGAGUCAAAGAUCUCAACCAGCCGAUGUCCCUGUUAUUGAAACAACAGGUAGAGACGAGGUCGGAGAGGAGAAAGAGAGAGCAGACAGUGUCAUGUCAGCUAAAUCUAACGCUUCAGCAAUGUCCCGCAAGUCUAACAGGCCCACCUGUAAUGGAAGUAGUAGAGCAGUCUCUCCAGUGGCUCAAGAUGUUCCUGCUAUCGAGACGACAGGUGGAAAAGAACCGAGAGACAAAUUCACCGCCUCUGUCAAGACCAACAGGUCUCAUAAGUCGUCCAGUGGUAGGAGGGCUGAAACUCCAACUGCAGAACAAGCUGAUGUUAAUGAGACCACCGGAAGGGACGAGAAGGGAGAGGGGACAGAGAGACCAGCGAGUGCCAUGUCGUCUAAAUAUAAUGCUUCAGCAAAGUCCAGCAGGUCUCACAAGUCCACCUGUAAUAGUGGAAGUGCUAGAGCGGUCUCUCCAGCACCUAAAACAGCAGACGUCCCUGCCAUUGAAACAACAGGGGUUGACAGGGAGGGAGAGAAAACAGAGGAGAGACCAGCUUGCGCCAUGUUGUCUAAAUCUUACAUCUCAGCUAAGUCCAGUACAUCUCAUACGUCUAAUGGUAGUAACAGAAGUACGUUUCUGCACCUGAAAAAAGAGAGAGGUGAGAGAGGUGUUAGACCUGCCCCCAGCACUACAGGAAAUGACCUUGAGACAGGCAGUGUGAAAUCUGCAAUGAGCACAAAACCCAAAAGAAACGCAGAUUCCUCCACCAGACCCCUCUCCACAGCAUCACAGGCCAAUGCUAAAUCCACCAAUCAGACACCGCCUGCCACCACCGAGACCAAAGAGGAGUCUCAAAGUCAUGCCACGAGCCGACCUGCCAGCACGGCUGCACACAGAGAUGAUGAUGUCAGAGAUCAUGUCACAGAGAAGAAAGCUCCCAGCGUACAUUCUAAGAGCCCUGCUAAAGCAGAAGGAGACUCAAGAGCGGCUUCCUUCGCCCGCUCCACCAGGUCAAAGGUGAAAGUUCAGAAGGCCAGCGAGGCCCAGGACGAUGAGAUGCCAGAGACAAGGGCCUCCUUCCUGCAAGUGAAAGGUCACAGGGUCAAAGCUCAGAGUGACACGGACAGCGUUCACUCCGUGAAAACCUCCAAAACGGAUAAGAUUGUGAUAAAAGGGAAUUCCAAGCCAAAGUCGGCCCAAGCGGGAAACCCUACCUCCCAGUCCUUCAAUCCCCCUGAGGGCUCCAGACCCGCCAUCCAGCUGGGUACGGCCAGCGUCAGCGAUAGCCUCCUCUCCCAGUCCCAGUCUGCAGCUGACCUGCUCAGGGGGAACAUGGCCGCCUCGCGCCUCUCCAGCCCUGCAGGGUCAAAGGUUAGCAUCCCUGAUAGUGGGAAGAGUGGGAAGAGUGGGAGUAGCCAGAGGAGGAGGAAGCUCAAACAGGAAGAGGCGGAGCUAGAGGAGCUGGGUCCCCUCUGUCUGCCCAAAACCUCACCCAAUGACAUUGUCAGUGAUUGGCUGAGAGGCAUCCCUGCUGACAGCGGCAUGGAUAACCCUGAAGAUGAAAUGAACGAGGGAAUUGAAGAGACAGAAGUAAAAAGAGAGGAAGGAGAUGAGAAAGGAGGGGAAACAGAGGGACAAGGAGGAGAGGAGACUGAGGAGAAACAAAAACCGAUUGAAACUACAGAAAUGGAGCAGGAGAACACGGCUGAAACAGGACAACAGGAAGAGGAAGAGGAAGAGGAGCAGGAGAACAUGGCUGAAACAGGACAACAGGAAGAGGAAGAGGAGCAGGAGAACAUGGCUGAAACAGGACAAGAGGAAGAGGAGCAGGAGAACACAGCUGAAACAGGACAACAGGAUGAGGAAGAGGAGCAGGAGAACACGGCUGAAACAGGACAAGAGGAAGAGGAGCAGGAGAACACAGCUGAAACAGGACAACAGGAUGAGGAAGAGGAGCAGGAGAACAUGGCUGAAACAGGACAAGAGGAAGAGGAGCAGGAGAACACAGCUGAAACAGGACAACAGGAUGAGGAAGAGGAGCAGGAGAACACGGCUGAAACAGGACAACAGGAUGAGGAAGUAAAGAAGGCUGCCCGGCAACCAGAAGAAGAGGGAGAGGUGAAAGAGGAAGAGGAAGAGAGGGGAGAGGAGGAAGAGGAAGCAGCAGUGGGGGAGAAGGAGAAGAAAGAUAAAGAAGAAGAGGAGGUGAAAAAAGAAGAAGAGGGGGAGGUGGGAGCAGAAGAGGAGGGAGAGUGCUCUGAGUGUGCUGACUGCUGCCCCUACCCAGCCCCACCCAACAAUGACAUCAGUUCUCCUUGUCAUCGCCACCUGUUCCUCAGUAGAGAGUCAGAGCUGCCUUGGAGCUGCCACUCAUCUGUGGCAGUAAUGAAGGUUUUACUGAACCCUACACUGGGCCGAUGCAGCUCCCUACCCGAGAUAAGUCCAGUGUACGGACGCAGACUGAGCUCCUCUGCUAAAGGUCUGCUGGACUGUCUGGCCCAGCUGCAGCUCAUCGACCCACCCCCUUCUCCAGCUGCAGCCCCAGGCCCUGACCGGGAUCAGCGGUACCAAGAGGUCAUGGAUAUACUAGAGUCACUGUGGCUGUCUAAGCCUGACCUCGAGAAGAGGAAGGAGGGAGAGACAGAGGAGAAGGAGAGGCUAAAAGAUUCUGGUGUGGACCUGAGCAGCGGCUCAGCAGGGUCUGGGGGUUCUGGGAAGACCAGACCAGAUGAAACAGCGGGUGACAUCGCUCUCAUAGCGAAGGGAGAAGGAGGGGAAGGAAGAGGAGAGGGGGAGACAGACGGAGGAGGAGAGGGAGAGACAGACGGAGGAGGAGAGGGAGAGACAGACGGAGAGACAGAUGGAGGAGGAGAGGGAGAGACAGAUGGAGGAGGAGAGGGAGAGACAGAUGGAGGAGGAGAGGGAGAGACAUAUGGAGGAGGAGAGGAAGCACCAUCAGCAGAGCUGCUUUCAGACGCGGCUACCCCAGACAUCGCCAUCCAAGUGCGGAGCAGCCCAGGGGAGGAUGAGUCGGCCCCAGAGUCGCCCCCAGGGACAGGUGAGAUGCUGCAGACCCUUGAGAGACUCAAAACCCCAGGGAGCCCAUCCUCUUCAGACAGCACAGCCUACAAAUCCCCCACUGACACAGAGACAGACACCCCGGAGGACACCCCCAGCUCAGGGACACCCCCAUCAGUCCAACGACCGCUGCUCACCAAGCGUAUCUCCCAGGACCCUGACCCGGUCUGGGUUCUCAACCUGCUGAAGAAGCUGGAGAAACAGUUCAUGACCCACUACGUGGACGCCAUGGCCGAGUUAAAGGUACGUUGGGACCUAGACAACAAUGUGAUGUUGGACACUAUGAUCACUGAGCUGAGAGACGAGGUGAAGAAGAGGAUCCAGAUGAGCAUUGAUCGUGAACUAAGGAAGAUUCGGGGACGGGCGGGCCGGGGGCCGCGACCCCCUAACAUGUCCCGGGAGUCAACCGUAACAGACCAGAGGAGGCGGAGGUUGAAGGUCAUGAAGGUCCAGUCGGUAAACGAGAGUGAUGGAGAGCAGGGUUCAGGCGAUGUUAGCGACCAGCGCAGCGAGGACGAGUACUGUCCCUGCGACGCCUGCAUACAGAAAAAGGCGGAGGACAAGGCAAUCAAAAUGGAGGCUGUGGUUGCCAAGGCGCCGGUGAUGAUGGCGUUUGAUCUGCGUAAGAUCCUGCAGAUGAAGAAAGACCCAGAGUCUCUGGCGCCCCCUAGCCCCACACAGGGGAAGAACAAUGACAAACUGGAAGAGGAGGAGGAGGAACAGGUUGGGAAUCUAGAGGUGGUACACGAAGACGAGGAAGAGGAGGAGACAAAGGAGGAUAUUAUACCAACUGUUAUAGAGGAAGAUAUCUCUGAGAAAGAAGAGGAAGGAGUGACUGGGGGAGAGGAGGGAGAGGAGGAGGGACAGGAGAGUCACAGAGCUGAGUCUCUGAUGGGUGAAGUAGGGGAGGAAAUAGCUGAGGAGAUAGGGGCUGAAGAACAGGAGGAGGAUGGAGUGGUAGAGGGAACUGAGGAUGAGGAGGAAGAGGCAGGGGAAGGAGAGACGGGGUGUGAAAGUGCAGGAGAAGAUGGUGUGGAGGGGGCGGACACUGGAGAGGGGGAGGAGUUAGUAGAAGGGGAGGAGGAAGAAGCAGGGGAAGCUGAAGCAGGAGAUCAGGAAAAAGAUGGAGGAGAUGAAGCAGGAGAUCUGGAGGAAGCUGCAGGAGAUGAAGAGACCGGAGUAGCGGGAGAGACAGAGGGAGAGGGAGAAACAGGCGGAGAGGAGGAGACUCCUGAGGAAGAAACAGAGGGUAAUGUGGGGGUGUCAGCAGAGGAUGAGGAAGAGGGAGGAGAGGAGGAGGUGCAGUUGAAUGCUGUGGCGGAGUUUAAUCCUGAAGACGAGGAGGGUGAGGAGAUGGAGGGAAAUAGAGAAAUCCCUCUGAUCCACCAGAUGACCAGAACCUCUGUGGAGUCCCAGCCAGGAUCAAUGGAGAACACAAACCCGGAGCCCAGGGCAUCAGACCCAGUUUCACAAAUGUUCUCCUUAACCCUGAUAGAGCCCAAUGAAACUGUCUCUGAUGGACACCAGAUGGCAUCUGCGGGGGAAGGGUCAGGGGGGAAAGGCCAGAGGAGGAGCCGAUCUCCAGCCAGAAUCAAACGCAGGAAACCAAAAGAGAGCGACAUAGAACUGGAUGUCCUAGAUCUGUAACCCUCACAGGACAUAGAACUGGAUGUCCUAGAUCUGUAACCCUCACAGGAUAGACUGAGUCACAGAAAGCACUUUAUAAUCUCCUCUCUGAGUUAGGAAUAUCUAUAUGGGAGGUAAUGCACAGGUUUCUGCCAGGUCAGAGUGGCAUAUACUCAUUAUUUUAAUAGAAGGGUUUAACUGAAACUUGGAACAAUCAUAGUAUUGUACAAACCAUAAGAUAUCAUGUGAAAUGUACAUUUGUAUAUUUCAAAAAACAAAUUAUAUGUAUGUAUGAUUUUAUUUUCAUGGAGGGGUAUAUAUACACUCUACUGUAUGGAGGGGUGUAUAUACUCUACUGUAUGGAGGGGUGUAUAUUCUCUACUGUAUGGAGGGGUGUAUACACUCUACUGUAUGGAGGGGUGUAUAUACUCUACUGUAUGGAGGGGUGUAUAUACUCUACUGUAUGGAGGGGUGUAUAUACUCUACUGUAUGGAGGGGUGUAUAUUCUCUACUGUAUGGAGGGGUGUAUAUACUCUACUGUAUGGAGGGGUGUAUAGUUUGGGUUGUUGUGUCAGGAGAUGUGACCAGAGGUUCCCAGGUAUUUAACCAUGUGGGACGGUAUAAUAACAGAAUCUACUCAGGACUUUAACCAAUGCUUUACUGGCACCGUGGUGACAGGAGAGUGAGACGAGAGAGAGAUAAUAUGUUUUCAAGAUACAGUAAAUCACAUCAUAUCGGCUGUAUUUCUGUAUUUUGAAGGAUACGCAUCUUGAAAACAUUUUCAGACCUUAUCAACAAUGGACUAAUGAAACAAAUACCCAAAGAUAGUUUUUUUUCACCUUUAAUAUCAUGAUCAAUGGUGCAGAAGUUGUUGUUGGAGUGCCUGACAGAGAGGUUGUUUUAUAAGGCGUCUAGAUGUAUUGUUUAUCUUGAAUAUAUGAAUGUAUUCAUGUUUGGUAUAGAUAUAGUGGACGUAUGUAUAGAUAUAGUGGACGUAUGUAUAGAUAUAGUGAAACAGGGUGGACAUGUUGUUUAGAACAAAGCAUCUGUAUAUGCAGUUGUAGAAAAAUAUAUUGUCACUUUUUGCACUUUUUAAAAAUAAUUCCAUAAUUCUUCUAGAAUAAGUUGAAACAGUCCAAUAACUCUUCUUGAACCAUUCCUUGUCAUAUUGGGGUCGUUGUCCUGCUGGAAGACACACAACCUUCAAUGGAGACCCAGUUUGUAGACACUGAGUUGAACCAUUCCUUGUCAUUUUUGAGGUCGUUGUCCUGCUGGAAGACACACAACCUUCAAUGGAGACCCAGUUUGUAGACACUGCGUUGAACGUUGGACUACAAAACACCUGAUAAUGGGAUGAUUCCACGAUGCCUUGCGCACGUUCACGGGCCCCAGGACCAGCGGCAGAAAACCAAGUACUACCUCUGGGGCGCUUUAUUUUCUGUGUCAAUUUGAGUUUAGAAAAAUAAAAUUGGUUCAACAAUGUUGAACAUCUAAUAACAAGGAGUGGAGAACAAACAUUUGUAUUUUUUUCAAUUUUAACUAAUUUCAGAAGAAAUAGGGAACUAAUUUAAGAAAAGUGCAAGGGUGCCAAUAUAUUAGUCCGCAACUGAAGAAAAGCAUAUGUAUGUUGUAACAUAUUAUUCUACAGGGUUGAAACUGAGAUGUGCACCAUGAUUCUCUCAGGCUCUGACUACAAGGGGUCCUAUGGUUUAAUAGUUUAUAGUCAAUCAUAAAGUCCUAUUGGUAGGUGCUGUGGGAUAUGUCUAUGCUGCUAUUGGUCCGUUCGGCUGUCGAUCUUCUUCUGUGACAUCACCUAGAGAACACCAUGUAAAGUCUCAAACAACAUUUUGAAUGUAUUUUAUUGUAUAAUUAUUUGUGAAAUUAAAUGUUUUUAA
Molecule: messenger RNA, 11083 nt
Organism: Oncorhynchus kisutch (coho salmon)
Lineage: Eukaryota; Metazoa; Chordata; Actinopteri; Salmoniformes; Salmonidae
Product: retinitis pigmentosa 1-like 1 protein
Biological process (GO): photoreceptor cell development; retina development in camera-type eye; intracellular signal transduction
Cellular component (GO): axoneme
Source: RefSeq, a predicted model, not a curated record